Messenger RNA from Anastrepha obliqua, 946 nucleotides. RefSeq names its product V-type proton ATPase subunit G (gene Vha13). Gene Ontology annotation, biological process: proton transmembrane transport. The record is from RefSeq and is a predicted model, not a curated record. The coding region runs from base 124 to 477 and encodes 117 amino acids. Gene Ontology annotation, molecular function: proton-transporting ATPase activity, rotational mechanism. Gene Ontology annotation, cellular component: vacuolar proton-transporting V-type ATPase complex. Lineage: Eukaryota; Metazoa; Arthropoda; Insecta; Diptera; Tephritidae. The transcript has 3 exons.
UUUGUCACACAACGAACGUCACUUGGAUUUUUCUCCUUGUCUUGUGUGGAACGAAGUUAGAAAACUUUACAGCGUAGUUGAGAAGUGAUUUUAUUAAAGUUUUCUUAAAAUAUUAAAAGUGAAAUGACUAGCCAAACGCAAGGUAUCCAACAGCUACUCGCUGCUGAAAAAAAGGCCGCCGAGAAGGUAGCAGAGGCAAGGAAACGCAAGGCAAGAAGGUUGAAACAAGCCAAAGAUGAGGCUACCGAGGAAAUUGAGAAAUACCGCCAGGAACGUGAACGUCAAUUCAAGGAAUUCGAAGCCAAGCAUAUGGGCUCACGUGAAGGUGUCGCCGCUAAGAUCGAUGCUGACACGCGUACCAAGUUAGCCGAAAUGGACCGUGCGACUAUUUCACGCAAGGAACCUGUCAUCGAAGAAGUUCUACAAUUCGUGUACAAUAUCACUCCCGAAUUACACAAAAACUUCGUUAUGAAGUAAAUUAUCAUAACUAAGCUGAAGGAUUACAUAUAUGCCAGCUUGCAUGCAUUUGUAUUAUUCGUCGUAUAAUUGUAAAGUUUCUCAAUGAACUAACUAAACAUCUAACUAUAUAACUAAGCAGCAAAUUCCGAAAUUCUGUAUACGUUCCAUUUGCAAAUUUGUGGUGCAAUUUCGCCUUUACUUAAGAAAAAUUCCAGAUACUCAACGUGUCGCCGAUGCGCUGAGCCUCAUUACUUAAUAUACAAAUACAAAAGUGGGCGCAAAUUCACUAAAUGAUUUUAAGCUAAAAGUAUUAAAGUACUAUACCGAAAAGUAUAAAGAAAAAUGUACGCUAACAUUGUUAGAAUGGUAACUUUAUGUAGUGUAACUAAUAUAUUUUGUUUUCUUGUUGUUAUGCAAUAGUUAAUGGAGAAAGUGUGAAUAUUUAAGCAAUAAAGGUUCAUUCAUUUUUCGUUUUAUGGCCUCAAAA